UCAGCGUCGGAGGCGAAGUGUGCUGCACCGUCUGAGUCUGAGCCGACCACGUCGCAGGGAGCGGGAGCUGUCAGCAAGAAGAGCAAGGCUACAUCCGCCAGCGACAUGUCCAGGACGCUGAUCGAGUGUCUCAAGUCUAGUGCCAAGGCCACUCAGGACGCAGCUGAAAAGGUGCGUGUAGCCCAGGCUACAGCUGCAGAUCCGUUCCAGGCCGAGCGUGACGCCUGGGCGGAGUGGAUGACAAGCGCGAACAACCAGGUGCCGGCACACCGGUACAGACAGUUUCAGCUGGAGACUUUCACCACAUUCAUGAGAUUCGUCCCGCUCAUGCAGGGGAUUCAGCAGCAGCCCCAGCAGCAGCCUCCGAAGCCCCCGCCGCAGAUCGUACAGCCGGCCGUUCCUCUGGCAGAUCCUUAUAACCAACAGCCGAUGUAUCUUCAGCCCGCAUCCCUGAAACCACAGCAGCAGCCGCAGCAGUUUAUCAUCUGUAUUAUGCCUCCAGUUCGGCAGCAGCAGCAGCAGCCGCCACAGCAGCUGUAUGAACAGCUCCAGCCUCCCAGGGCAGUGUCUGCACCCCCAGUCACCUCUGCGACAUAUGACCUCUCAUCCUUGCUGGCCUUGCCGUCUCCCCUCAGGCUCCCCGCCAGCAAAGGGUCUAACAUCACAGAAGCUGCGUGGCAGAUUUCUUCACCCGCCAACAUCAGCCUCAACACGCAGUCACCUGCACAGAGGUCAAGAGAUAGCAGCCUUUCGCAGUUGCUAGAUGCGAACGAACGUGAUGUCACAAACGAAGGUCCCGAGGACAACACAGCAGAGCUACAGCGGGAGAAGGAGCAAGAGUAUGAGCAGGAGUAG
Lytechinus variegatus (green sea urchin) is the source of this 855-nucleotide messenger RNA. Its product is annotated as alpha/beta-gliadin A-V-like. The coding region runs from base 106 to 855 and encodes 249 amino acids. NCBI's taxonomy places the organism in Eukaryota, Metazoa, Echinodermata, Echinoidea, Temnopleuroida, Toxopneustidae. The record is from RefSeq and is a predicted model, not a curated record. The transcript is spliced from 3 exons.